ACUUGAACACGUGGUACCUGCAAACAUCCGGUUUUCAGAAAAUGGAAAUAAGAUUGCAAAAAUGUUUUGACACGCAGCUUUGACGCACGGAUUCUUGCUUAACUAUGGAGGCAGGCAGCCUUGUCUCAUACCGAGAGGACAUUUCUACACUGUUCCCAGAGCAAACGCCGGGUGAAAAAUAUAAAGAAUUAAGCAGCCAGUUCCACACCGUCAGACAAGUGCGCGGAGAUGGAAACUGCUUCUACAGAGCCCUCUUCUUUUCAUACUUGGAGACAGUCUUACACAAUCCCAGGGCUCUACAGAGAUUUAAGGAGAAAAUUCUUCAAACCAGUGAAGAUUUCUCUACUGCGGGAUUUGAUGAGAGUUCCUUCAAGCACCACCUGAAUACAGUUGUUAUUGUUCUGGAGCAGUGUCAGGCUGAUGAGCACGAAGAGACACUGCUCAGGCUCUUCAAUGAGCAGAGGACAUCCGACAGUGUGGUGCAGUAUCUCCGGCUGCUCACCUCAGCACACCUUCAAAACCAGGCAGAAUUCUUCUGCAACUUUGUAGAGGCGCCCAAUCUUCUAGUCUACUGUCAUCAGGAAGUGGAGGCCAUGGCGAUGGAGUGUGAUCAUGUGGACAUCUUAGCGCUGUCACAGGCUCUGGAUAUUUGCAUCCACAUCGUCUCCAUGGAGGGUGAUGAGCAGCAGCUGUCUCACCACGUCAUUCCAGAGGGUGCCGAACCCUCCCUGCACCUCCUCUACCAGACGUCACAUUAUAACAUUCUGUACCCGCGACUACAACACUGACCAGAGAUCCACGUGGACUCAGCUUAACUCAGGAAUAUUGACUUCGGUUCAAUAAAUCCCAAGUGGGCUUAAGGACACUUUAGAAAACAGAUUUUUAUAUAGUCUUGCAGUGUACAGCGAUUUAACAUUUAGAAAUACAUGUUUUUUUUGCACACUGUGCAGUAAGUAUUUAAAGUUACAAUCUCGAAGAUCUCUGUGCUCUUUUUGGCAGCAUUUAUUGCGGUAAACUCCAAUUGUAGGUCUUUUUUAAAAAUUCUCCCUUCCCAGACACGGCGCUGAUGAACUCAGUGUCCGCAUCGAGUCGCCAUAGACACUGAAUUCCUAAAAUUGCAAGAGCUUUCAUUAGUGGGUCAAAGGCUUUACCACCAUUGUGUUAUCUCCUUCUCUACAAUAGUGUUAAACAACAUUUUUUUUCAUGAAAAUCUUCGAAAACAUUACUUUAAAUGAACUGAAAUUAAUUUAUGUAAACAAUUACAUAAAUACACAUUCCAUUAACACGUCACUGCUGCUGCUUUUCUUUCUUCUGCUUUUUCUGCUGUUGUUGAACACCUUUCUUUAACUUGAGUUCCUCCUGCUCUGAAACCCUGUUAAGGGCACUUUCCUUUCCAACUCGAUGCAUGUUAGCCAGUGAGAGCUUUCCCAUUUGAGUGGGGUACUUGGUCAUAAUCUCCCUCUUGAACACAGGCUUGGAGAUCAGAUAUUUCAAAUGCUUUUUCAUCCCCUUUACCAUCUUCUGCUGAUCUCUGUCACCCUGAUCAUCCCUUGCUCCACCUGUAGACAAAGAUGGCAUAUUCAGUUGUCUGUAUUUAAACAUUUUUAAAUAAAGGGAACCUGUCACAAAA
Eleginops maclovinus (Patagonian blennie) is the source of this 1630-nucleotide messenger RNA. Its product is annotated as ubiquitin thioesterase OTUB2-like. The record is from RefSeq and is a predicted model, not a curated record. Gene Ontology annotation, molecular function: ubiquitin binding; cysteine-type deubiquitinase activity. Gene Ontology annotation, biological process: protein K48-linked deubiquitination. Gene Ontology annotation, cellular component: nucleus. Bases 105 to 788 code for a protein of 227 amino acids. The transcript has 6 exons. Lineage: Eukaryota; Metazoa; Chordata; Actinopteri; Perciformes; Eleginopidae.